ACCGGCGAGAGGACAGACGGGACUGGGGUCCAUUCCAGACGUCAGCUCCAAGCCGCGUUGCACCAUCAGCAGUGAGACAAAUCAAAAAGCACUGUGUCAUCACUGUGGAUGAGAGACAGACAGACAGACAGACAGAGAGCGAGACAGGAGGAGGAGACGCAGAGGCCCUCCGACAGGAGGUGAACACUGAGCUACUUCCUGCAGAGACAGGAAACAGGAAGCCGUGGGGGUAUGGAAGAGAGAGCCUGACAUCCUGCAGCAGCGAGCCAGAGGAGAGAACCCCCCCCCCCCUCCAAUGACAUCAUCUCGUCCAAACGGAGCAGUACAGCGCUUGAGGGCGUUUUCACACUUGAAAGUGAGAUUGUUGUGUUUUUUUUGUCAUAUUAAUUUAGCAUUAGUUUUGUUGGUCUGGUCCUUGAUCCUGCCAGUCCUUUUUGUUGAAUUUGCAUAUUCUUGUUAGUUUAGUUAACUGAAAAUUACUUACACACCUACGGCUGCAACUACCGAUUAAUUUCAUAAUUGAUUAAUCUGUGGAUUUUUUUUUCUCGAUUAAUCAAUUACUUGUUUUGUCCAUAAAAUGGUGAAAAAAAUUCCGAUUGUGUAUCUAAAACGCCAAGAUGAUAUUUUUGUUUUGUCCACACACUAGAGAUCUUUAGUUUACUGUCACAGAGUAGCAAAGAAACCAGAAAAUAUUCACGUUUAAGAAAAUGAAAUCGGAGAAUAUUGACCCUUUUUUUCCCUUCUUUUUCUUGAACCCGAUUAAUCCAUUAUCAAAAUAGUUGGCGAUUGAUUUAGUAUUCGAUUACUAAUUGAUUAAUCGAUUAACUGUAACGAAGUUUGGGGGGCUCUUCUGCAAUGGGGGAGCGAAUGUCACAGGAACAAAUGUGAACUACAUUGCUGCUGUAACAACAUGUGGAAGCAUUUUCCUGUUGGGUUGUGUUCGUGAAAAGUGAGGCUGAAGAGGCCACCACCGCUAUGAACAUUUUAAAUUAGUUAACUCACACAUGAUUCCUCCAUAAUGGAGCCAAACUCAGAGGAUGGAUCACUCGUGGCUGUGCAUCAAUCCAAUUAUGCUCUGUUAUAUAUUAAUUGAAGAUAACCAUGUGAUUCCAGUUCGCAUUUUAGGGUUUGGAGCUGCUAGGGUUUAUUCGCUUGGAACUGAACUGGAGGCAGAUGUGCAAACUGUGAUCUUCAUACAAGAACCUUCAUUAAAAUACACACAUCAUUCUGACAAGGCACAACCAUAAACAGCUGCUGAUGGACAAAAUUUAUAUUGUUUUUAGACCAAUAAGUGUCAAUAGGCUUAAAUGGAAAAAAGAAAAUAUACAAAAGAGACUGACAGAUAAAAGUCACAUUAUAUUUACAUAAAACACAGGGAAGACUGUGAGACUUGGCUGUGAUCACACACACACACACACAUUUACAGUAUGAUGAAACACAAAAGUACACACAAUACUGCUAAUACUGGGCAAACACAAACACACACACAACAUGAACACAACACUUCACGCGGAGUAUACACAACGAUGUUGCAAGUUGCACAAACUAAAAAGCAAACAUAUUUACCGUGUAAACCAGCUGUCAUCUCACAUCAGAGUCUGUGAAAUCACACACACAUGGACGACCGCAGCGACACACACACACACACACACACACACACACACACACACAUUCUGUUAGUGAGUCAGUGUGUAGCUGCGGUGACUGAUCUGACAUCCUAACCACAUGUGGCCAAUAAAACACCACCGAGACAGAAAGAGAUGGGAAAAUCCCUCACUCACUCUCUCUCUCUCUCCCUCUCCAACUGUCUUGAAUAGUCUCUCUCUCUCUUAAUCAGACUCCUUUCUCUUAAACACUUUAAAUUCCUCUCUCUCUCUGCCUCUCCCUGCAUUUCUCUCUGGACGCAUCUCUGUCUCCCACCAUAUAUUACAUUAUAUUACUUUACAUUACGAGACGUUGUCUAUCAGAACACCUCGGUAACAAACUUUCGGCUAAUUAAUGUAGCUUUCAAUGGGCUCUGUAGGUUUGUUCUCAGGUGUGACUGGCUGUCACCUAAAUCUAGAAGAUACUCUCAUCGGUUGCUAUUUACUUUCAAAUGCAUUUUCCUGAACUGUCCCUCCUACUUAAAACAACUUCUAAUUCCAUACAGAUCAUCAUAUAACCUAAGACACAUGGAGGGUCCUUCUGUGUUCCCAGAAUCCCCAAGGAAAUGGGGGGACAUUCAUUCAGAAUGUAAAGCCCCGUCCAACUGGAGCAGCCUGCCCCCAACAUCCAUCACCUCUUUUCAUGUCUUUAAGGCAUCUCACAACAACAACAACCUGCUCCUGCUUCUAAGCAUACAUGUACAUAUUGAUGCAUGUAUUUGAAUAUAUGUACAUGUAAAUACAUUAACCGUACGUAUGUUUGGGUUUCUGUAUGAACAUGUUUCGUGCUACGCUGGUGUUUUGUGUGUAGGACCCCCUUGGAAACGAGAUGGUUUCAACCUUAGGGGGUUAUCCUUCCAAUAAAUGUUCGUUAUUACAUUACAUUAAUGCUGUGAGCAGCAUAAUGAAGAAAUCACAUAUCAUACACUCGCAGAGAGACCAACACAGGCAGAUUAACGAUCUUGGGCAAAUGUCACUGUAGAUACUAAUAUGAUUUUAUUUUCACAACAUUGAGCUCACCUUCUUCCUUUGUGUCUGUCUCGUCCUUAUUCACACAUUUGUUUCCUUUCCUGCUUCUUCCGUCUUCACCUUUUUCCUCUUCCCUGUCUUCUUCCCCCCCUUUAUUUAGUUUGAUCCUGUAGGUAAGUGAAAAAUAGUUUUUUUUAAAUCCUCUAACCUAAACUACCAUAUCUCACUUUUCCCUACCUCAACCCAUUGGAGCGUACCAGGGGCCUUCAUCGUCAUGGUAACAAUAAUGCUAUCCAUAGGAGUGUGCCAGCUGCAGGGAUACCAGACAUUCGCCGUCAUGGCAGCACAUGGUUAAAGUUGUGGGUUGCUCACAGUUUGGUAAGGUUUAGGCAAAAAAAAAGUGCUUGGUUAGGUUUUGAUGGUGGUUUGGGUUAAAAUAAGUGCUUUCUUAAGUUUACAGGACCUUUGUCGUCAUGGUUACAAAAAUAAACAGGCGGUUGUGGAGCGGUCACGGAUAAAAGAAACAACGCUGACUAUCGGUUCCAUGUUGGGAACAAACACGUCUCCCAGCUCAAACUUCUAUGUUUUAUCGACUUUCUGGUGAAGACUUUGAUGCGCCCGUCAUAAUCACUGCGGCCACUAGAGGUCAACUUACAAUUAAAACAUUACUUUGGCUUGUAAUAAACUGUUGUACAGAUGACCUAAGUUUAUUGUCUCCACAUCUCGGACAGUGCAGGUUCAAUAAAAAGCAAUUUUCCAGAGGGAUCGCAUUUUUUCAGCAUUGUUAGCGUUUGCAUUUCCAGAUGUUUCCCACCUCAGACAGCAUUUUAACUCAUUUCCUACACUAAUGGGCGUAAUAUUUACCAAACAGAGUCGUUGUGCCGUAAUCUUUAGGACUGCGGAUGUUCGUUAUGGUUAAGGCUCAAACCUUAGACUACAUAAAGAUGGACGACAUGUCGGCUACCAAAAGUGAGGCCAAAUCCUCUUGAUCGCCCCCUGGUGACUGGCUGCAGUAUAGAUCUUAAACCCUGUCUCCUCUAUGUUAUGGAAAUAGAACAUGGACCAAACUAAAAAGUCAAAGUUCACAUUAAAUUUUUCUGAUCUCAAAAAUGUGGCUACACACUGACUCACUUACAGUGUGUGUGUGUGUGUGUGUUUUUUUUCACCCUGGAGGCUCACGUGUGUUCAUUUCCAGCUGGGAGAAGGGGAAUCCAGGCUGUGUUAUCUUUUCCAGUCAGGGUAACAAGCAGAGGGUCUUGAGGCUCCAAGAGAAGUUUCAUGAUCCCAUGAAACUGCUUCGAAAAACCACUGUACAAUUCAAAAGAUGCUGCUCAACGAGAUAAUGGGAUGGUGCCCUCGACCUGCUGAGGGAACUGAAGAACAUCAAGAUGUCUCUGGAGACCCUGCAGUCCACCAGAGUUGGGAUGUCCGUGAACGCGGUGAGGAAGCAGAGUUCAGAUGAAGAGGUUCAGACUCUCGCCAAAGUUCUCAUCAAAUCCUGGAAGAAACUGCUGGAUGGAUCGGAGGGGAAGUCGGAGGAGAAGGAGAAGAAGAAGGAGGGGUCUCCCGUGAGGUCCUCGUCCACAUCUAAGGACUCUGGCAGCAGCGAGAAAAGCAGUAAGAAGUCAGAGGAGACCCCCGACAGCCCCACCCCCCCCACCCUUCCCGCCCUUCCCGCCCAGGUCACCUCCUUCCCACCCGCCCCCGUCACCACCGACAGCGUCCGCAACAAGUGCCGAGAGCUGCUGGUGGCCGCGCUGCAGACUGACGACGACCACAAGACCAUUGGAGUCGACUGCGAUCACCUCGCAGCACAGAUUGAAGAACAGAUCUUCCAGGAGUUCAAGUCCACAGACAUUAAAUACAAAACCCGUCUACGAAGCCGCAUCUCCAACCUGAAGGACCAGAAGAAUCCCGACCUGCGGCGCAAUGUCCUCUGCGGCAACAUCUCCCCCCAACGCAUCGCCAGCAUGACCGCCGAGGAGAUGGCGAGCGCGGAGCUGAAGCAGAUCAGAGAGGCUUUGACCAAAGAGUCCAUCAGAGAGCAUCAGCUGUCAAAGGUCGGAGGAAGUGAGACGGACAUGUUCAUCUGCAACAAGUGUCACGGGAAGAGCUGCACGUACACACAGGUGCAGACCCGCAGCGCUGAUGAGCCCAUGACCACCUUUGUGUUGUGCAACAGCUGCGGCAACCGAUGGAAGGUAAAACAUUACUAACAGAUUCAGGUUGGAUGAUUGAUCAAGACUUAAUAUACAGGGAAAAAAUGAGUAAUAACUAGUCGGUGUUAAACUUCAGUCGAACACUUCCCCUCAUCCUUCCUGUUGAAAUGCAUUGUGGGAAAUUGCAGGACUCACUGAAAUACACAAUGGAGUUUGGGGAAAAAAAACGCCUCGACGAACAAGUCAAUCUCCGCUCCUUUUCUGAAUGUUCCGUUACAAAGUCUCACCACAAGAUGGCAGCAGAGGCUUUGGCUCGUUUAACGCACAGCCCUUCCUUUCAACGCCGCUGCAGUUUGAACUCCUGCUUCCGUUCCGUGUCCUCCUCGCUCUCCCUCUGCUCCGUUCCUCAUCCUCCUUUUCCUCCUUCGUUCUCCAUCUCUUCUCCUCGUCGCAGCGUUCGUCCCCGCCCCGCUCCCGCAGCUCUUGUUUUGGUCCCAUACCUCCUCUGCUGUCCUUUUCACCCUCCUCCCUACAUCUCUUCCCUCUCUUUUCCUCUCCAUAUUUCCUCUUCCUGUUCCCUCCCCCCCCCCCUCAUUUAGCUCCUGGCUCUAGGUCAAGGUGAAGCGGGUAGUUCGUUUUGUUGGUCAAGCACUUAAAGCUCCAGCAUUUAAAAAAAGAGACGACAUUUUUGAACUGACAUACAUAAGUGUAAUAAAGCUACACAAAGUUGUGUUACUCGGCCAUUUGUCUGUACAUUGACCGUACGUUUAAAUUGACAAGGACGUGAAUUAGCGCCAGUCUUUUCAGCGUCUUUAACGCGUGUUCCCAGUGAUCUUGCCACACGACGUCACAGUCAUGAGAGGCAGCGGCUUGAUUUGGAAAUGACUGCGGGUUAAUAUGUAGUUUUUAAAUGCUCCACUUUCAGUCACUAUUUUCUGCUUGUGCUGUUGUCGGACUGCAGCAGUGUGCGUGCCAUGACACCAGAACCAGGUGCUGAAAGAGCGUAAAAAGCUGCAGAGAGUUGGUGAUGUAAUGUCCAAUAAAGGUGGUUCAUCACACGGACGUUCCUGACAACGAGAAGUCAAACUUCGAGGUUCCCUGUGGAGUUUCCCAGCACCAGCAGGACAACGGAGCGAUGUUCCUUACAAGUGGCUCCUCGUUGUGUUUGCAUUGUGCAUGUACAAAAGCACUUUGCCUGCUAAUCUGUUAAUCUGCACAGUUCAUGUUGCAACGUGCCAAUGGACACGGUGCAGGAGGAGAAGAGUGCUAGGGAGCAAACAUGGAUGUGUCGAAAUAUUGGGUUCACACCUCAAGGAUCCAAACGAUGAGUUUGGUGAGUGACGGGGAAUUUAAACGUAGCUGCAUCUUUACAAGAAAACUCCACAGGGCUCCUCUACAGUCGUUCAGUUGUCCAGUGGACUGUACUGCUGAUUAAUCUCAAAUUAACUUGUGUUUUUACUGAUCAACCUUUCUUUCUUUC
This is a messenger RNA of Scophthalmus maximus (turbot), 6251 nucleotides long. It is a transcript of the gene tcea2, whose product is annotated as transcription elongation factor A (SII), 2. Gene Ontology annotation, cellular component: nucleus. Gene Ontology annotation, biological process: DNA-templated transcription; transcription elongation by RNA polymerase II. The transcript has 13 exons. Bases 4001 to 4828 code for a protein of 275 amino acids. NCBI's taxonomy places the organism in Eukaryota, Metazoa, Chordata, Actinopteri, Pleuronectiformes, Scophthalmidae. Gene Ontology annotation, molecular function: nucleic acid binding; zinc ion binding. The record is from RefSeq and is a predicted model, not a curated record.